CUUGAAUCAGGAUUUGAGAGAUAUGGAGACUCUAUCACCUGAAGGACUUCGAUUGGACGGCCGCCGCUGGAACGAACUCCGCUGCUUCACAUCCCGUAUAUCCCUCCUCCCAGAUGCCGACGGAUCCUCCUACAUUGAACACGGCAAUACAAAGAUCCUCUGCGCAGUCCGCGGCCCCCGGGAACCGCUUCAACGGGGUACUGCACACCCGGAGAAAACAAUCAUCACCGUCGACCUUUCUGUCCCCGCCUUCUCUACCACUGACAGAAAAAAGCGGUCAAGAACAGACAAGCGGUUACAAGAGUGGUCGACGUUGAUUGAAGAUGUGUUUUCAGAUGCAGUGUUGGUGAGUUUGACACCGAGAAGUGAGAUUAGUGUCAGUUUGCAGGUGUUGAGUCAGGAUGGGGGCAUGCUUGCGGAUUGUGUGAAUGCGGUCACAUUAGCGAUUGUGGAUGCGGGGAUCCCGAUAAGCAAUUAUAUCUGUGCCUGCACGGCCGGAUUGUAUGACAAUGAGCCAUUAUUAGAUCUGAAUAACAUGGAGGAGAACGACAUGGCGUACUGCACAGUUGCAACACAAGGAGCGACAGAAGAUGUUGCGUUACUACAGAUGGAGACGAGACUACACCUGGACAAGUUUGAGAGUAUGUUGAGUGUUGCUAUUGCUGGAUGUGGGCAAAUCAAGGAGAUGAUGGACGAGACUGUGAGGAAAACCAGCAAGGCAUACCUGGAUAGGUUGGAGGAGCAGAAGCAGUGAAUGCCCAGUUGAUGAUGUUGGGAGUUAUAGGAGGCGAAUUACAUAUCCGGGCCCUCGCUUGAAGAAUCGAUAUAAGAGGAAAAUAGCUCAGGAUAGAACUUGAGAAUCCCAACGAGCUCAAACAAAGCCCACAGUUUGUUACGAGGACUAGUUGAAUACGAUGAUAUACCCUAGG
This is a messenger RNA of Saitoella complicata NRRL Y-17804, 929 nucleotides long. RefSeq names its product exosome complex exonuclease RRP41. Lineage: Eukaryota; Fungi; Ascomycota; Saitoellomycetes; Saitoellales; Saitoellaceae. The coding region runs from base 23 to 754 and encodes 243 amino acids. The transcript is spliced from 3 exons. Gene Ontology annotation, biological process: poly(A)-dependent snoRNA 3'-end processing; nuclear mRNA surveillance; U4 snRNA 3'-end processing. Gene Ontology annotation, cellular component: cytoplasmic exosome (RNase complex); nuclear exosome (RNase complex); nucleolus. The record is from RefSeq and is a predicted model, not a curated record.